CUUCCGAACCAGGUGCGUUCGCGUCGCCACCCGCCCUCGCAUCCAAUCCCCGUCUCACAAUAAACAAAAAAGAGGAGGAAAAGGAAAAGAAAACAAGCAGCCUCUUUCUUCUCUUCCACUCUCGCGCAGGUCCACGAGCUUAUUUCUUCGCUCAGAAAUGGAGCUAACGGCGCAGCAGCUGAGGGGUUUUGAUGGCUCGGACGAGAGCAAGCCCAUCUACGUCGCCAUCCGCGGCGCCAUCUACGAUGUCUCCUCCGGCAAGGGCUUCUACGGUCCCGGCGGCCCCUACGCGGUCUUUGCCGGCCGCGAGGCCAGCCGUGCCCUCGCCAAGAUGAGCAAGAGCGAGGAAGACGUCUGCGGCGACCUCGACGGCCUCUCUGACAAGGAGCUCGGUGUCCUCGCCGACUGGGAGAACAAGUUCCAAGCCAAGUACCCGGUCGUCGGCCGCCUCGCCUCUUAGAUAACCAACCCAACCCUCCCCUUCCCUCUCUGUCGCUUGUCGUAAAAAAUCUGAACUUUAUGCCGUUUACAGGUUAGAUCUGUUGGGUCCUCUGUGAAUCCAACUAAAUAAGUGUUGAUUGUCUGAGGGUGUGGUUAGAUGCUAUGAUUGCUUCUUGAAUCCCUCAAGUUUAUCUACGCGUGCACUAAAAAUGGGAACUUUAUGCUUA
Messenger RNA from Musa acuminata AAA Group (dessert banana), 668 nucleotides. Its product is annotated as probable steroid-binding protein 3. NCBI's taxonomy places the organism in Eukaryota, Viridiplantae, Streptophyta, Magnoliopsida, Zingiberales, Musaceae. Bases 158 to 460 code for a protein of 100 amino acids. The transcript has a single exon. Gene Ontology annotation, cellular component: membrane; endomembrane system. The record is from RefSeq and is a predicted model, not a curated record.